AUGGACGCGCCUCUAACAGCUCACAAAACCUCGUGGGCAGUCAGACCAAGGGCGGAGAGCCACGUGGGCGCCUCUGAUUCGUUGGUGGGCAGUGCUGAUUCCGUUGUGGGCACUUCGAAAAGCUACGUGGGCAGUGCGGAAUUUGCAGUCGGUGUCUCUGAUUCGUUCCUGGACGGUGCCGCAUCCGCUCCAAGAACAGGCCCUUGGGAACAGGUACAGCUGUCCGAGUUGCUGACGUCGUCGGUGACGUCACAUGCGUCGCCCCGGCCGGCGGCCAGCUUGCGGCGGGAGUCGCAAGAAACAGCGAGCGGCGCCCCUUGGGAGCCGCCCCCGGAGCACCGGGUGCGGACGGGAAACGAACAUUGGGGGGGGGCAGAAAACGCCCACAAGAUGCCCCCCCGCCCGCUGCCGUCGCGCCGGCGGAGCAGCGAGCAAGACAAGCCGGGGGAUGACGCCAUCGGAGGCGGCAACGGCUGGGUGGCCGACGUUAGCGGGGGCUGGGCGGAUGACGUCAGCAGGGCGGGCGCUGACGUCGGCGGGUGGCCGGCGCAGCGCCAGGUGGCGGAGCGGGAGCGGGCGAGCGUGUCGGGGGCGUUGCUGUUGGACGAUGACGCGGCGGGGAUGCCGCUUCUGCCGAGGUUGAAGAUCGGGCGGCGGCGAGACAGCUGGGAGGAAGAGGAGAAGAAGAGGAGUCUUGCGUGGCGGAAGCUGAGGGGCGUCGGAAAGAGAGUGAUGGGCGCACUUUGGUGGGUGCUGAAAUUGCCGGGGGUGUCGGACGAGGAGGGGAUCAACGUGUUGGGUGCCACGCUGCUGAUCACGGGGAGUACGAUCAGUGGGGGGGCGCUUGCGCUGCCAGCUGUCACGCAGGACCUGGGGUUCAUUCCGUCCGCCGUCUCCAUGACCGGAUGCUGGCUCUUCCAAGUGCUAGAGGGGCUUCUAUUGGCAGAGGUGAUCGUGGGCAUCAUGCAGCGCCUGAACAAGGACAGCGCGAGCAUCACGUCCGCGGCGUCCGAAACUCUGGGGCCGCGGACGGCCCUCCUGCUGUCCGCGUGCUACGUCUUCUACAUGAACGCCACCCUGGUCGCCAACAUCUCGCGGGGCGCCACGAUCGUAGCUGCCAUGGUGGAUCUCCCGCUGGACGUGGCUUCGCUCGCGCUCGUGCUCGCGAGCGGCGCGCUCCUCUUCGUGGGCGGCGUGCGCGCGACGGACCUCGCCAACCGGGUGCUCACCGGCCUUCUCCUGCUGUCGCUUAUUCUCACCAUUCUUACCGGGUUAAGCCACAUGGAGGUUGGGCGGCUGACACGUGGCAGCUGGGCGGCGAUCCCGGCGAGCCUGCCGGUCAUCAUGCAGGUGCUCAACUUCCUGUGCAUGCUGCCGGUCGUGUGCAGCAUCCUGCGAGGCGAGAUCCGGCUCAUCCGUGUUGCCGUCAUCCUGGGGAGCGGAAUUCCGCUCCUGCUGUACGUCGCCUGGGACGCCGUCGCCCUGGGCCUUCUUCCGGCCAUGCCGCUGGCAAUUCCGGCGCGCCAAACGGACCCGGUGGAAGUGCUUAUGGAAGCGCGGGGGGCGCAUAUGGGCGUCGUCCUCACUCUGUUCGCCUUCACAGCGGUCGCCACGACGAUCAUCGGGUGUCACCUGAGCUUGUCCGACUUCUUCUUCGAGUACAUGCUGCCCAGCCACGUGUCCGCUGCUGGCGCCACCAAGGGGUCCCCCGCACCCCCGGGGGGAUCCCCCGAAGCGUGGCCGGGCGCCACUCCCGCGCCCGGCCGGCGCGCCAAAGUGUGGGCGUGCAGCGUGCUGACGUUGCUGCCCAGCCUACUCCUCGCAAUGACGGUGCCUGACAUGGUCUACUCCGUCCUGGACUACACAAGCCUGUACCUCGUCACAAUUCUCUUCGGCGUUGCUCCGCCUCUCAUGUGCUGGAGCCUACGAGACGCCAGGGACGAGAAGACGGCCGCAUUUGCUGUCGAGAGGGAAUUCACACCGCGGCGGGGACUGCUGGUGGUGGCAGCCGCGUUCUCGGUGUUACUACUCUUGCUCAAGGGGUUCGAGCACUAUGUUGUGUUAUUGGGGACGUUCAUUCCGGGGGUUCAAAUGGCGCCAAAAAAUGUGCCCAUAGCGUAA
Messenger RNA from Klebsormidium nitens, 2121 nucleotides. Lineage: Eukaryota; Viridiplantae; Streptophyta; Klebsormidiophyceae; Klebsormidiales; Klebsormidiaceae. The record is from the annotation of a GenBank genome assembly.